CAAGCGCUCACAAUACUAGUCACCUACUUGAGCCCAGCACUUUGAAUGCUGAGCAUCGCCAUAUAAUUAACUAUACCUUGGUGAACAUGUCUUUUGAACAGUCUUCUAGCCUGUCCCAAGAUCGCACCAAUCAUUCACGUUCUUCGUCUAGUAAUACCGACAUGGGACAGAAUAUUACAGUGCCUAGACUGACGGAAAGUGAGCUUCAACAGCAAGAUAGCCGAGCAGCUGGUGUGGAUGAACAAACGGCGAAUAGUCAGGACGACGGCGAAUCAAUCAUAUCAGACUCUGCAGCAACCGUAUCCUCUCGUGCAACGAGUACACAUCCCAACGAACAUGAAACACCGACCGGCUUUUAUCAAACCCGUUCUUUAGGGCCCAAUACUCAGCAAUAUCCCAUGUUAGCUCACUCUCCAUCAGCUUCAACUAGUGCUGAUCAUGUCGCCAAUAUGCCUGCUCAAUCCAUACAAUCUGCCGAACGCUAUUCGGAGCACAAAACGGAACCCUUUGCCCUUGCAUCCGAAGUCCCCGUAUCAGCAUCACCAAGAGAGUCAUCACCGUUACGACACUCUUUCACAAAUGAAGAUCAUAUAUCAAAUACCAGCCCAUCCAUUCAACGUACCAGUUACACUCCACAAUCGCACCAAGGUUCGAUUGCAAUACCACGGCCCGUUGCUGCUAAUCAUAGAUGGGCAAAUCCUUCAUUACUUGUCGAAGCGUCGUUUGCUAGUUUGGACGAUACCGCACCGCCUUACGAUGGAUACCCGUUUCUGUAUGGAAAUUCAAAGAAGAUACCAUUUAGAAUACCAAGCUCACCGAGAAAUUCUAUGUCACCACCAAGAUAUCGAGACGGUCGACCCGACGCUAGCUCUUCUCGAGGCAGCCAAGAUUCAGUUGAUAUAAUUGAUACAGACGACAUCAAAUGUCAAAUUUGUUUGGAUAACAUUCGAGAAGCAUUUAUAACGCGGUGUGGUCAUUCUUUCUGCUAUAAAUGUAUCGUCGAACAUUUAAACCACCACCAAUCAUGCCCAACAUGCCAAAACACUCUACUUCGUGAACAUAUAUACCCUAAUUUCCAGCUGAACAAAAUUGUACAAAAAGCCACCGCAUUCAAAUCAAAACACCAUGUUGGAAGUAGGAGACAUACACGCAAUUCUAGUACAACUAGUAUGGACGAUGUUCAUCCAAUAUUGGACGAACGAACGCUAGCUUCUGAUAUCUCCAGUUUAAUUGCUUCUGGAAUUAACGGAUUAGCUGACCUUGAUGCCAAAGAUGUAGAUAAUGUCCUCUCAGCAUUGAUUGCAAAAAAGAGACAACUGCUACUUGAAGAGAAGUCCAUGGAGUCACAAAUGCUUAGAGAGUUCUUAUUAAAGGUUAAACAGCAAAAACAACAGUUACUGGAACGUGUAAGCUCUGAGCUAGCUUGCAUUGACAGUGACCUUGCGACAGUUCAAGCAGAUAUUCGACAAGACCGUGCGUUGUAUCCUGAAAAUGAUGAAGCUGAAUCCAGUGAUGUGGAUAGACCAGCCGCACCAGAAGUUCCAGACGACCGAGCAAGAACUUUAACCUUUACAGGAAAGAAGCGAAAAUUGGAUGACCGGGAGGCCUCACCUGAAAGAUAUCACCCCAAACAAAAACAUCCAAGACUGGAUCUGCAAAGACAGCGCAUGGACGAUUUUUUUGGAGACCUCGAAGAGUGUUAUUUCAAUAUGCGAAUGACUGCACAAGGUAAUCGACAGUCGCUUAUGGACUUUUCUUCGACCAUCAACAAGUUCGCCAAGCAUUCGCAGUUCAAAGUAGUAGCCACAUUACGUUACGGUGACAUUUCCAGCACAUCCUCUAUCGUAUCGGCCAUUGAAUUUGAUCGAGACGAUGAAUAUUUCGCAACGGCAGGUGUAACGAAGAAAAUUAAAAUAUUCGAAUAUGCCAACAUUGAACAAGAAAGUUUUGAAUACGAAGAUGAUCAUCGUAGUGAAGAAGAAGCCUCGCUCUAUUCCACACACAAUUCUGAAAUAUGGCCACGGUCGAUUACAAAUUGCGAUGGAAAGGGCGGGCUUUCCAAUGAUGCGGGCUACGUUGGCCGCAGUCGAAAUACCAUGGAAACAGUAAUGCAAUACCCAAUCAAGGAAAUGGUAUGCAGACAAAAGAUAAGUUGUCUAUCGUGGAACUCGUACAUAAAAAAUCAAAUGGCCAGUUCGGACUACGAGGGCGUAGUUUCCAUUUGGGAUGCCACUGUCGGUCAACUAAUGCAAAGCUUCGACGAACACAAGCGACGGACUUGGAGCGUUGAUUACUCAAGAGUGGACCCUACCCUGUUAGCAUCAGGAAGCGAUGAUUCCACUGUGAAAAUAUGGUCGAUCAAUCAGAGAAAUUCUGUAUGUACUAUAGAAAAGAACGCAAAUAUAUGCUGCGUCAAGUUUUUACCAACAUCGAGCCAUUUCAUCGCUAUGGGUAGCGCAGAUCAUCACAUCCACUAUUAUGACCUACGAAAUACGAAAGAACCCGUCUCAGUGUUCCGAGGUCAUCGAAAAGCUGUUUCAUACGUAAAGUGGUUGAAUGAAAACGAGUUGGUUUCUGCUUCCACCGAUAGUACGCUGAAACUUUGGAACGUCCGUGAUGGUGAAUGCGUACGAACCUACACAGGGCAUAUCAAUGAAAAAAACUUUGUAGGAUUGUCGAGUAAUAGCGACUGGAUUUCCUGUGGUAGCGAAAACAAUGCUGUCUAUACCUACUACAAAUCGUUUCGAUCACCCCUUGCAUGUGUCAAAUUUGGAGGCUUCGACCCAUUAACUGGCCACAGUACGGAAGAGGACGAUCCCAGCCAAUUCGUAAGCUCGGUAUGCUGGAAAAGAAAUUCCAACACAUUAUUAAGUGCCAACAGCCAAGGCACUAUCAAAGUCAUGGCACUCGUAUAGAAACCCGUACAAUUAAUAAAAUUAAAAGCAAUUUUUCUCUCUUGCAUCGCACGUUGUCUCAGGCUGCGGCAGAAACA
This is a messenger RNA of Umbelopsis ramanniana AG, 2992 nucleotides long. RefSeq lists its product as uncharacterized. The record is from RefSeq and is a predicted model, not a curated record. Gene Ontology annotation, molecular function: protein binding; ubiquitin protein ligase activity. Gene Ontology annotation, biological process: proteasome-mediated ubiquitin-dependent protein catabolic process. The coding region runs from base 87 to 2915 and encodes 942 amino acids. The transcript is spliced from 13 exons. NCBI's taxonomy places the organism in Eukaryota, Fungi, Mucoromycota, Umbelopsidomycetes, Umbelopsidales, Umbelopsidaceae.